UCAGUUUUGUUAAUUCAUGGUGGUUGUAACUCUUAUCACAGUUUUGGAUGCCAACUCUAACUUAUCAUUUUAGAUGAAAUAUUUUAGUACAACUAAACUAAUUAUGCCCAUUUAUUACUAUUUCAUAAAAAUAUAUACCAUAAAGCUUUAUAAAUGUUUAUCUGCAGUUCACGUAAGUAAUUUUGAUUGCUCAUUUUCAACAAAUUAGUUCUGACCUGCUGACUCAAGACAACUACCUGACCUUUGAGACACCUCAAAGGAGGGCGAAGCGGCAGAUACAUCUCAGGUUUCCACAGCAGAUUGCACCCCAGAGCCAGCGUCUACCCUUCUGGUCAGCCCCUCAACCCCCACCAGUUGGCAGGCUGCCCCCAGCACAGUCAUUUAGUAGCAGUCCAUCAGAGUCAGUUUCUUCUUCAGGAUUCCGGCCUAUUCCUAAUCCUGAUGUUGUGCGUAAUUUUCAGUCAUUAGAGUUGAGGCCAACCCAAGAAUCUUUGCAGUCUACACAUAACGCAAAAACUUUUCAUCCCCUUAGUCCACACUCAUUGUUUACAACUCCUCAGACAAGGGUUAAUGUCCCAAGUAGCAACAAAGCUUUCCAGAAAGGGUCAUCUCCUGUCAGUACUGCACUUACACCAUCAAAAUAUUUUGUCUCCUUUGGAAACAGUAGCCAAGCAACAUAUGCUCAGAACCUGCCUGGUAUAAUAUACUACACACCACUUGGUGAUGAAAAUUAUUCGUUUUUUAAUCUUGGUGGUUCAUAUUUCCAAUCUGCUCCCUCUGCUUCUCAACAGUUUAAUGUACAGAACCAAAAUCAUUUCCCAGUAAACCCACCUGUGCAUGUUAAUGCAAAUUCUGCAAAUAGAAAUGGAGAACAAAGCAACUUUAAGGUACUGAGACCACUUACAUCUAUGCAUGAACUUCCAUAUAAUGAGAAUGGGAAACCACUUUUCAGAGUGGCUGAUGAACCUGAUACUACAAGAAAUGCAGAUGCAUUAACAGAGAGUUCUUCAAAACUGACAAAAAUGAGACAAGGAGCCUCACAGAUUCAAAUUAGCUUCCCUACUGCUUCUGUACAAGAAUCUAUAAGGCAUCAGGCAAAAGUGCCUGCAACUCUUGAACAACAUGGUAUCACAUACUAUAGUGAGCCCAGUGUCACAGAUGGGAUUAGAAAUUAUUAUGAGCCUAACAUUUAUUCCCACGUGUCUACUAAGCAUCACUCACCAGAAGAGAGAAAUACAAAUGGCCAAAUUGCCCAAAGCCAUGUGAGACACAAGGAAAUUCCAUCAAGAGUGGAAUAUUUACAAAGGAAAAUACCAAAUAUUGGGAGCACACUGUCUGCUUAUGACAGCCACACCCAAGAUUCAAAUGCAAAACUUCUAAGAGCGACAGCAACACAACAAAAUAAACAUCAUGCUACUCAACUGAGUCCAGAACCCAAACAAAGACCUAACAAAUCAUCUGGAGGAAAGCUGUACCCUGACCAAAAUGAGAGAGACUAUGAUGAAGAUUAUGUCAAUGAAAAGGAUGAUGAGAAUCAUUUUUUUCAACCUCCACCAGAUUUCUUUGAAGGUGUUAAUAAGUUUAGCCACAUAGAAAAUCCAUUUGCUGACAUAAAUUUUGACUUUGACACAUACAUAGAGAAAUUAAGAGGUGAGAUUCCAAAUCAGAAAAAGUUAAAUGAAACUAACACAAAGAAUAUUAAAUUGAAUGAUUCAGAACUAGAAAAUAAUGGAGAACUUGAGACAAGUGAAGAAGGAACAGCAGUUGAAGAGGAAGAGGAUGAUAUAACACAGAAAAGUACCGACUCUGGUUCUGGAAAUGCAGAACCAUCUUUCAAUGAGGAAACUGCAAAAUAUUCUCAGUCUUCUGUUGAUAAAUCUAAAACUGAAACAGUUCCAGUUGCUACCCACAAAAUCAAUAGGAGCAGAGGGAGACAGAGAGUGUAUAUUCAACAAGACUUACAAAAGAAGUUACCAGCAGUAUCACUGCAGCAACCGGCUAAACAGCGUGGAACUGUGAGAAUACCAAAUAAUCAUCAAGUGACACAGAAGACUCAUGUGACUGAAGCACCUACUUCUUUAAGGGGUAAAGAAUGGCAGUACAAGUUAGCUGAGGAACCAACAUCUCCUGUUUAUGAUAAGGGAAAAGCAGUUACUGCUCAGCAGUACAAUAAUUACAAAGGCAGUCAAACCUAUGAUCACACAACUCAUAAAAAUAUUCAAAAAAUCCCACAGACUGUCAAAGAACAUGCACAAACCAGUGAAGAUUCUUAUUAUACCACUAGCUCUAGAACACAUUCUGCUUCUGAUAAGGAGAGGCCGUAUACUGAUUAUGCAGCACAGGAGGAAAGGUACGAAACAACAAUAGCAGGAUAUGACAAUACAUACAAUCAUGGUAGUGAAACGACAACCAUAAGAACAAAAUCUAACAAAAGAAAAUUGCCAAACAGACAGAACUCUGACAAUCUGCAAGGGAAUUAUUUUCAAGGAGGCAGUCACACAUCUUCAGAACCCACAGAAACAGAACAAAAGCAUCACACAACACCAGACAGGAAACUACUAAAACAGGGACAGAAUAUUUAUACACAGGAUUCUGAAUGGCAAGGGGUUAACGAAGGUAAAAUAUCUGCACAGCAUCCUGUACCCAUUGACAAUAAUGCUCCAGGUUACAUCAACAAAGAAAUACCAGUGAAAUAUGUUGACACAGCUGCACUGAAAGUGGACUUCACUGAGAGCAGUGACAAUGAUGAAACCAUUAAAGCAACAUUUAAAGGAAAUGUUGUUAAUUAUUUACCCAGAAAUCCAAAUCAUACCCACAUUUCCUACACCAAUAUCUCAGAUAUUCAAGAAAAUAAUAAAAAUAAUGUAAUAGGUAGGCAAAAUAGAAGGCAUCCUGUCUCUCUGAAUUUACAGUCUUCUUCUAACAGAACAUCACCUACUAUCUACACUGGUUAUCCUGUCCUAACCACUGAUACCACAAUUCCCAGUGCUCAGUUGCUACAGACAACUUCAAAGACUCAUGCUGUUACAAGGAGACCUUCUGCAAACCAAUUAACAAGACUGAGAAGCAGGAGACCUACAAGUACUUCACUUCCAAAUGACGGUCUGAAUAAUACUGACUACUCGCCUACCUUACCUCGACCAUCAUUGACUGUAAAUCCAUACAGCCAAAGACCAUCACAUAAAGAAACAGCUGAGCAAUCAAGAAUUAUUAAAAGGCCUAAAGACUCUGACAGUGACAUCGAAGAAACAUAUAACAGACCACUUCCAGCAAGGAGUCAGCUGAUCAAAGAUGAAUAUGGAAAUGAAAACACUAUCAGGUAAAAACUUACUCUAUUUCAUGUCAUUGCAUUGCAGAGUAUUGGGUUACAUUAAAAAUGUUAAAUACUUUAGAAAACUGAUUGAGGACUGACAUAACAGACUGUAGUACCUCUCUCAGUAGAUAUUUCGUAACACAGUGAAUGAUACUGUUAAGUACUUAAUAUUAUCAGUAAGUCUUAAAAACAAUGAUUUUCUUUGCCUGUUCUAAAAUGCUGUUCACAAUAAGGUAAGUUAACACUUGUAAGCGGUAAAUUUUAUGUUAGGACUGCAGAAAAUCAUGUAGAAUGGUCAAAUCAAACAAUGGAAAAUGCUGGCUAGAAUAAUGACAAUAUUAUGAAAAGGAUAGAGUGCUGCUCACCAUAUAGUGGAGCUACUGAGUCAUAGAUAGUCACAACAAAAAGACUGUCUAACAAGUAAGCUUUCAUUGGAAUUAGACAAUACACUCAUGCAAACACAACUGCGUGAGAAUGUGUGUGUGUGUGUGUGUGUGUGUGUGUGUGUGUGUGUGUGUGUGUGUGUGUUUUGUCUAAUUUUGAUGAAGGCCUUUUUGGCCGAAAGCUUACUUAGUGUAGAAUGGUCAUUUUUUUACUCUUUCAAAAUGAUACAUGCUACAUUCAUUGCAUGUUUCAUUCUCCAAAAUCACUCACCUACCAUUUUGUCUUUGUUUGCAUCAUUCAGCAUCUUUGAGAAACUUAGAAAUGACAUUUCAGUGAACAGCAGCUAAGUAUUCACAACAAUUUUUUGGCUAUGUGUGGGAGAGAAAUCAUAAUGAACAAGCAAAUAUGAAGUCUGCAGAACUUGAAACAAGCUCUUUUCUGCAUAAAAAUUCUACUUCAAAAUUAUAAAUCCAGGUUUCAU
Molecule: messenger RNA, 4178 nt
Organism: Schistocerca americana (American grasshopper)
Lineage: Eukaryota; Metazoa; Arthropoda; Insecta; Orthoptera; Acrididae
Exons: 2
Coding region: 909-3323 (804 amino acids)
Source: RefSeq, a predicted model, not a curated record